AGCUCGGCCGUGUCCAGCUGAUCGUUCGGUUGGGUCUCCGUCAUUUUGUUGUUGUUUUUGAUGAGAACACCUGGAGCCAACGACAGGACGCGCCGCGGACUUUCGGCGGGGUUCUGUUGCGCGUGCAGCUCACACCUGAGAUACGUCACGGGAGCCGUUACCUGUCCGUUUGGGCUGUGACAUCAUCAUGGCCUGCUGUGAUGCUAAGCUAACGAGCUAGCUGUCAGCGUUAGCAUGACGUGCUACAUUCAGGGACCAUGGAGGGAGGCGGAAAACACAGCUCCAGGAGGCUAAGCUCCAGGAGGCUAAGCUAAGCUAACAGCUGAGGAGGAGUGCGUGUGUGUAUGUGUGGGCUGUUUAAGUUAGCAUUUUAGCAUGUAGGCAGACAGACCGUAACCGAGUAGCUGUGUGUAGUUGUGACUCCACUGUGAGUGUGAGCUACACGAACACGCAAAAACACACUCGCACACACUCUUCGUUGUGUUAUGUUCGGGUAGCUGGUGUUUCCUGUCAGAGGUCAGAGUUCAUUUCUCAGAGGGUGUGUGGGCUCCAGGUGUGAGUGAGGUGGGGCUGCUCGAUCAUAUCAAAAUUCAUUUCACGAUUAUUUUGAUUGAUAAUGAUCAUUAAACACUCGCUGAUGUUCAAGAUCAGCAUCUCAGUUCAUAUCGAUCUCACAUACAUUUAAGAAAACAAGCACUACAUGAAAAACACAAAGUGAAAAAUAUACACAUUUAUAAAUUAUAAUAUACAAUAAUAACUAAAUAAACACUAGUAAUUUAACAUUUUUUUGUUAAUGGUGUAAUGUCCAUCUCUCUAGUUUUCGUGACAGAGAGAAACUAAAAUUCCUAUUUAAACUUAAUUACUUGCUCAACCCCAGUCUCAGGUGUGUGUGAGGUGUCCUGUGAUUGAAUUAGGAUGUGGCUCCGCCUCCUCUUCCUCCUCCUUUACCUGGUGCUGCUGUUCGUGUUGGCAAGGAUCUUUGAGGCGGUGGUUUGGUACGAGACGGGCUCCUUCUCCACUCAGCUUGUUGACCCUGUCACGCUGAGCUACACCAAACUUAAGACCAUUCUGGAGACACGAGGACUCGGAGACUCCGGCCUCAAAGAGAAGACCGAUGCCAGCCGCCUCGUCCAGCAGUCAGGUGAGCUGACUCAUGGCGAGUUGUACUCAGCAAUGAAGAAGGAGACAGAGCAGACAGAGGGUGGAGACUCGAGCAGCACCAACUUUAGCGGAGAGAUGCACUUCUAUGAGUUAGUGGAGGACACUAAGGACGGGAUCUGGCUCGUUCAGGUCAUUGCCCGUGAUCGUGAUGCUCUGCUUAGUCGUUCUAACUGGGUGAAGAUGGUUCAGAAAGUUUCCCAAUUUGGGAUCAGAACUGGAACCUUUAACUGCUCCAACGACUACAGGUCAUGUGUCAGGCGUGGCUGGCAACGCUCCACUCUCAUCAUGGCGGUUCCUCAGACAUCAGCUUCAAAAGGAAAGGUCAUGCUCAGAGAAUACGAUGGUCGGCGCAUUGAGACCGAACACAUCUUCCGCUGGAUGACAUCGCAUAUUUCUCAGCGGAUCAAAACUUUACGUCGGUCCGAGCAGCUGAAGGAAGAGUGGCGCUUCGACCCCGCCCACCCUGUGAAGAUGUUUCUGUUUGCUCGUCUGUCACAGCCCCCCGCCUUCUUCUCCUCGCUGUCAGUCAAGUUCACUGGCAGGAUCGACUUCAUCUUUGUCGACAUCCGUCAUUGGGACAACCAUAGCAGCCUAUCAGAGAUUGGCGUGACACAGAGCCCCGCCUACAUUCUCAAGAUGCCUGAAGGCAUUUACCGCUAUGGUAACAGCACAGGGGAGUUCCUUUCCUUGGUUGCUAUGGAUACGUUCCUGCGGUCUGUGCAGCCUGAGGUCAACGAUCUUUUUGUUCUCAGUUUGGUUCUGAUCAACCUGCUGGCCUGGAUGGACCUGUUCAUUACACAGGGAGCAACAGUGAAACGUUUUGUGGUCUUGAUUCGGACUUUGGGAACAUACAACUCCAUCCUGCUUGUUUCCUGGCUUCCUGUUCUGGCUCUCCUGCAGCUGCCAUACCUGGACGCUCUUUACGGCUACAGUCUGAAGCUGCUUCGGUAUGCUGACACCACCUCACUGGCCAGUUUGGUGCGAGCUGACUGGACAUUUUAUUCGUCACACCCAGCCCUCUUCCUGUCCACAUACCUUGCUCACGGCCUGCUGGUUGAUUACUUUGAGAAGAAACGGCGUUGUGGCAUCAGAAACCAAGAGGACAGCAGCACCAACCUGGAGUGGCUUGCCAGUCUAUGGGACUGGUACACCUCCUACCUCCUCCAUCCAAUUGCAUCGCUGCAGCAAGUUCCUUCGGACCAAUCAGAAUGGGAUGACGACCCAAACUUCUUACUGGAGCGCCUAGCCUUCCCUGAUCUCUGGCUUCGCCCACUAGUAAACAUGGACUACAUUAAAGCCCUGCCCACCUGGAGGUUCAGAGGAGAGGAGAGCAGAGCAAAGGCGGCAGAGCCCGAGGACGGGUCAGGGACAGCAGAGACGGGGGAAGGGGUGGAUACAGCAGAGGGGACAGAGACAGGGGAAAGCGAUGAAGAGACGGAUAAAGAAAACGACAGCUUGCAGACAGAUGAGUCACAUGACCAACACCCAUCCUCAGCCGGUGACAGCAGACAGCGCCCCCACCCUGCAGCAGCCUGCUGUCGUCAUGGUAACACAGACUUACUAGCUGACAGGCCCUGUGAUUGGUCAGUGUGGCCAUGUGGCGUGCUGAGGUGCUCAGAGUGCGUUGUCUGUCUGGAAAACUUUUCGAGUGAUGAGCUGCUGAUGGCACUGCCCUGUGGCCACGCCUUCCACCAGCAAUGCAUCAUGGUCUGGUUAGCAUCAGGGCGGCACUGCUGCCCCGUAUGCCGCUGGCCGAGCUACAAGAAGAGACUGCAGGGUGUGGCCGCAAGCAGCUUGACUGAACACUCAGAGAACUGAAUCUCAACUGCUAGCAUCACAGCUAGCCUAGCAUAAAGCUGCUAAGCUAAACAGACUGAAGGACUGAUGUUGGCAACACAGCUAGCCCAGUAUUGGGCAGCUGAGCUGAACAAACUGAAGGACCAAUAUCUGUGUCAUAGCUAGCUUAGCAUUGAGCUGCUAAGCCAAACAAACUGAAGGACAGAUGUUAGUAUCACAGCUAGCUUAGCAUGGAGCUGCUCAGUGGAAAGUGAAGGACUGAUGUUAGCAACACAGCUUGCUUAGCAUGGAGCUGCUCAUUUGAAACUGAAAGACUGAUGUUAGCAUGUCUUCUCUGUGUUCUCGUUGAGCGCUAUGCUAACAAAACAAUAACUGAUGGGCACAAAGCCACCACUGGUAGUAUCAAAGCAAGCUCAGCGUUUGUCUUCUUUGAAGGUGUGGUGAGGGUGUCAAGGUGUGUGGGGGGUGGGGGGUUGUGGUCUUUCUGUGACGAUGUCAGAGCUAAUGAUGUUUUACUUCCUGUUCCAGAUGGUGUUUGAUCCUGAAAAAUCUAAAUAAUAAACUAAAUUUUAAUUUAGUCCUCCUGAGAUCAA
Molecule: messenger RNA, 3551 nt
Organism: Cheilinus undulatus (humphead wrasse)
Lineage: Eukaryota; Metazoa; Chordata; Actinopteri; Labriformes; Labridae
Gene: rnf103
Product: ring finger protein 103
Exons: 7
Coding region: 916-2979 (687 amino acids)
Biological process (GO): protein ubiquitination
Cellular component (GO): endoplasmic reticulum
Molecular function (GO): zinc ion binding; ubiquitin-protein transferase activity
Source: RefSeq, a predicted model, not a curated record